Molecule: messenger RNA, 805 nt
Organism: Caenorhabditis elegans
Lineage: Eukaryota; Metazoa; Nematoda; Chromadorea; Rhabditida; Rhabditidae
Gene: Y66D12A.8
Product: STING ER exit protein
Cellular component (GO): cytoplasm
Source: RefSeq, marked reviewed
AAUGUCGGGAGUUUUAAAAUCGGAUGGUCUGGAAAUAGCCCAUGUGGAAGACGAUCGAGGAGUUCAGGGAGAAGCGGCAAUUAUCGAUGUCGACGAUCGUGAGGAGUACUUUGUGAAGCCGCUUUACACGUAUUAUUGCACAUGUGGAGAGAUGGCAAUGAUCAGUGACACCCUAAUCAAUCGAAUGCCAAAACGAGAACGUGACGGAGCCCGUGUAAUCACUCCCGACCGUACAACCGCCAAAACUUUUGCAAAACCAGGAGAAACAGUGUACGUCAAGAGAUCUCCAGCCGUCGGCCUUGAGCAACAAUAUCGAAAAAUGUGUAAAAAAUGCUCAAUUCCAUUAUUCUAUCAACAUCCGUCGGCUCUCAAUCGUACUUUUAUUCUGGCUGAUGCGUUGCUUUCGGCUCAAGAAGUUGGCGGUUUUAGUGGAAAUAAUGAGGAACAACGGGCGAAGAAGGUUAUUAUGAAGAGAAAUGUGAAGAAUCAGGGUAAAAUGGGAAGUGUGACAGUUUCGACGAUGGAAGGAGAGGAGGAGGAAGAGAUGGAAGCGAGAGAAACCGCCGAAUCAUACACAAUGAACGCGAGAAUUGUUCACGACGCACUGAAGCGCAAGGGAAUCGGCUCUGGAAAGUUUGCAGUUCCACAGACACCAUCAUCAUCAUCGUCUUCGUCGGCUGCUGCUGCUGGAUCAGAAACUCCGAGUGUGAAGAGGAAGCGUGGAACUCUUUUAUAAUCUUUUAUAAUAUUGUGAUCUCUUUACUGUAUUUCUGUGAAUUCAAGCCAAAGUAAAACUUAAAAUUCA